Misgurnus anguillicaudatus (oriental weatherfish) is the source of this 1901-nucleotide messenger RNA. The record is from RefSeq and is a predicted model, not a curated record. Lineage: Eukaryota; Metazoa; Chordata; Actinopteri; Cypriniformes; Cobitidae.
UAUGAUUUCUUCCGGUGUCCCUUGCACGUUCUCUCAGCUUUAUCAGGAUAAUGUCCACGAGCUCUCAUGUAAAUCAACUAUAAGAUAAUAAAUGCGAACUUUCAACUGUCUCUUGCUGGCUUAUUUUCUGCAGUCAGAUCGGAGCGUUAUAUGAAUUUGUGCAACAGCUCGUCCAUGAUGUGUGAGCAGGAAUCGUGUGAUAUCGUGAUUGUGGGCGCAGGUCUCUCUGGACUCAGCGCUGCACGCGAGCUGCAAAAAAGAAAUAAGCAACUGAAAGUGCUCGUGCUGGAAGCCAAAGAUCGUGUCGGUGGACGAACCGUAGGUGAAAAUUUACCAGCCGCCGAUGGCACUGAUCUUUGGGAUAUGGGGGGACAGUGGGUUGCCAGCUCACAGACUCACGUUAUGGAGCUUAUACGAGAAUUUGGUGUGGAGGUUUACCCGCAAUUCACCAAGGGCAAGAAGGUGCAUCACAUGGGUGGACCGCACGCCAAAAUCACUACCUACACUUCUAGCAUCCCAUCGUAUUCCCCUCUGGUUAUGUUGGAUUUCCUCCAGUUUCUCUGGCGGAUUAAUAGACUCACGAAGACCGUAUCAGUGGAGGAUCCGAUGAGUUCUCCUAAUGCACAGCUUUAUGACAGCAUGACCCUUCAUUCCUACAUGGAACAACACGUGUGGACCACAGAGAUAAAAGAGGAGAUGGGCUUGUGUAGUCGUGCCGUGUUUGGCAUGGAACCCUUGCAGCUCUCCUUCCUUUACUUUCUCAUGUACUCCGCUGCAGCAGGGGGCGCCCUAAAACUGUUGGAGGCCACACCCGGUUCAGCUCAGGAGUUUAGGGUCAAGGGUGGCACUCAGCAGCUGUCACAGAAGCUGGUGGAGCAGAUCGGAAAAGAUCGAGUUCGUCUGAGUUCCCCUGUAAUGACCAUCUGUCAGAAUUCAGAGAAUGUAGAAGUUAAGACAUCUGGAGGCACGGUCACUUGUAAUGCUGUCAUUGUUACCUGUCCUCCACACAUGGCAGCCCAGAUCCACUAUGAGCCUGCCCUGCCAGCUGAACGCCAGCGUCUCACCCAGUGUGCGCCCGUCGGCCACAUGUUAAAGUUUAUCAUCACGUACCCGACUGCGUUUUGGAGAGAAAAGGGAUUCUCGGGAGAAAUCGUGGCUCGCCCCUCCAAGGAUUGCCCUUUAAGCGUCACAUUUGAUGCCACCAGCCCCAGAGGCAAUCCUGCGCUGGUGGGAUUCAUCGCUGGCGUACAGGCUCGUGACUGGUGUGGAAGAGAGAUGGAGGAAAGAAGAGCCGCUGUCGUUUCCAAUCUGGUGAAAUAUCUCGGCCCUGAGGCGUCCAACUACAUUCACUACCAGGAAAAAGACUGGGCGAAAGAGGAAUACAGUGGAGGAUGUCCUGUGAAUGUCAUGGCCCCUGGGAUGCUAACCUAUUACCACCCCAGUCUCCGAAAGCCCUUCGGCAGGAUUUAUUGGGCAGGCACGGAAACGGCUACCGAAUGGUGUGGUUACCUCAGCGGGGCGAUUCAGUCUGGUCAGCGGGCAUCUGUGGAGGUCCUGGCUCAGGUUUGCCCAUCCUCUCUGUCUCACCAAGAACUGCAGGCAGUGCAGGUUACCCAGAAGUCCUACGAUCAAAGAAAGGAUUCAGGAUGCAGGUCAUCUACAUCAUGCCGUCUCUUCACUGUGGUCAUGACUGCAGCUGCACUGGUGACCGCUUACCUGCUGGCCAGGCCUCAACUGGGACUUGGUGAAUGGAUUUGAUGGGAGUUGGUUAUUUUUCAAUAAUUUGUGUCUUGAACACGUCCCAUAAUGUAGAGCUUACAGUGCAUUUAGAAUGUUCUGGGAAAUUGAUUUAAAGCAGUUCAUCCAGAAAUGAUUUUGUCAUUAAAUUGUAUGUACUUACA